UCCGCCGGCAGCCUACAGGGUCCAGCGAGGUUACGGAGCAGGAGUCCAGCCUCAGGCUGCGUGAGAGCUCAAGUCUGUGGGCCGAGCUCGAGAGCCAUCCACCCAGGGAGAUGGGCUUCCUGACUGCGGUGACUCAGGGCCUGGUGCGGGGCGCCGACAGGAUGAGCAAGUGGACAAGCAAGCGGGGGCCGCGCACCUUCUCCAAGAGCCGGGGCGCCAAGAGAACGGGCGUCCACGCCCCGGACUGGAAAUUCGUGCAGGUACAGGAAAUGGUCCCGGAGUUCGUUGUCCCCGACUUGACCGGCUUCAAGCUCAAGCCCUACGUGAACUACCGUGCUCCUGCCGGCACAGACGCACCGCUGACAGCCAGAGCGCUCUUCUUGGAGGCCGUUGCACCUGCUAUCGAAAAGGACUUUCAAGAAGGCACUUUCAGUCCUGACAACCUGGAGAAGUAUGGCUUUGAGCCCACGCAGGAAGGCAAGCUCUUCCAGCUGUACCCCAAGAAUUUCCCACGGUAGCGGGCGGACUGUAACUGCAGAUUUGCCUGUUGACUGGGAUCACACUGGCCCAGCCUCAGAUCGUGAGUCCCCGGAGAAGUGAGGGGCACCUUCUUUACACAUUUCUAUUAAAGGCUUUUGCUACUCUAUACAGAAUGUGUUUGGAAUCUGGUCAUUGAAAGUACAUGGUAGUUGUUCUCGUUCUCACUCUAGAGGUGCCCCAUGUUUAGUCUACUGAAAGUAUAUUCCUCCCCUGAUAAACUUUUAUCACUUUCGCUACAAAAAAAAGUAUAUGACAAAAGGCCAGGCCUGGUACAGCAUUCCCGUAAUCCCAGCUAUGCAGAAAGCAUAGGUAGGAGGAUCAUAGUCUGAAGAUGGUUCUGGGGAUGGACACCAGUGCUCUGCCACUGAGCCAUAUUCCUAGCACAAUUUGAAAAGAACAUGAACAGAUCACCUGCUUGUGUAGUGGAGCUAAAAGAGUACAGUAGAAGAGCAAGAGAGAACUGCCUUGGGUUACAAAUUUGUGGGACACGUGACAGGUGCGUGACUUCCACU
Castor canadensis (American beaver) is the source of this 1052-nucleotide messenger RNA. RefSeq names its product mitochondrial ribosomal protein L41 (gene Mrpl41). Gene Ontology annotation, cellular component: mitochondrial large ribosomal subunit. Gene Ontology annotation, molecular function: structural constituent of ribosome. Lineage: Eukaryota; Metazoa; Chordata; Mammalia; Rodentia; Castoridae. The record is from RefSeq and is a predicted model, not a curated record. Gene Ontology annotation, biological process: translation.